CUUCUGAAGCCCGGAGGGAUGAUGCUUCUGCGAGAUUAUGGCCGCUAUGACAUGGCUCAGCUUCGGUUUAAAAAAGGUCAGUGUCUAUCUGAGAAUUUCUACGUGAGAGGUGACGGCACUAGAGUUUACUUCUUCACACAAGAUGAAUUGGACACACUUUUCACUACCGCUGGACUAGAAAAGGUUCAGAACCUGGUGGACCGCCGACUGCAGGUGAACCGAGGGAAACAGCUGACAAUGUACCGAGUUUGGAUUCAGUGCAAAUACCGCAAGCCUCUUCUGUCCAACACGUACCGAGAGACACCUGCUCCUGACAUGUGAGCUCAUUGGGCCCAAAAAGAACGUCCACAAAUGGUGUCUUGUCGGUGUAGGACAAUUCCAAGGAUUCAGACAGACUGGAACCUUGAACCUAAGAAAAAUUACUUUUUAUCAAGAUUCUAACGAUUGGGCUUCAUAUUAAUGUAUACCUGAAAGCCCUUUAAUGUAUAACUGAAAUGUUCAUGGGAAUCAUUAAUUUAAAAGCAUCAAGAGUUUAUUUCCCUCUGAAAGUAUUAUAUAUGAUAAAGUGUCAUUUGACUGUAAGUAAUAUUUAAUUAUCUGGGAAUUCAAGUACCUGGGCUAGACAGUUGAUACAUACAAAGGUGAAUAAAGGUCUCAUUCAGGAAUAGGGGAAGCAAGUGGGGAAGAAUCAUCUGUUUUUGGUUGUGUUCCCAACUCAAAAAUACCACUUUAAAGAGCAUCAGGAUGUGUCUGUGUUAAGUAUUUGGUUGUGGUCUCCACUUGGCUCUUAGUUCCAUGAAAUUUUAAGCAUUGUUCCCCCCUUUAAGUAACCUGUGUCUAAAAAAUUAAAAGGAUCUUCACUUUUAGCAAAA
Messenger RNA from Manis javanica (Malayan pangolin), 872 nucleotides. The record is from RefSeq and is a predicted model, not a curated record. Lineage: Eukaryota; Metazoa; Chordata; Mammalia; Pholidota; Manidae.